CUCGGCCACGCCCGGCUUGACCAGCGAGCUGGAGAGGUGAGCCCAUCUAGGCGGCUGGGCCUGUUCACGCGCUCGACAUGUGGCCGUGGUGUUCAUCUUGCCACGUGCCACCUGUCAUUUGGUGACGUGGACGCCCCGCAACGCGUGAACAGGGGAAGCGCCAACCGUGAUUGAUUGGAGGAUUACUGCACAAAAGUGGUGCGGCUCUUUGAGUGAGCCAUGACUACCAUGGAGGAGAAUUUGGAGAGGGAGCUACAUAUUGGAGCAAACGAAUGGCUGAUUAGCUUGGAGAAUGGAUGCAGAUGGCAACAAGAGAUUGUGAGGAACAUGUCUUUGCGGCUGCAAAGCGAGCGAAGGGGGAGCGAUCGCUCUGGCUGGUUGGAUGAAGGACAAAAGUGAGGACAUGCUGGCGAUCGUUUGGGAGCUGGAGGAGGGGCCGGAUCCUCGGCUUGACGUCUACAUCGAUUGGAGGAGGGCAGAUGGCAUCAUGUCAGUCUGCAAAACCCUCUUCAAUGAGGGUCGUGAUCUGUAUGCUCUUCAGGAAGACUGGUUGGAGGGCAUUAUUGAUCGUGAGGAUGCGCACGAGGUAACAGCGGUACCAUCAAGAUUAACAACAACAUCAAUGGAUGGGUGCGACAACAACAACAGCAACAAUGAUAACAGCGGUGAGAACACUAACAACAACAACAGCGGCGAAAACAUCAUCAUCAACAACAACAACAACAACAAUAACAAUAACGAUAAUAUCAACACCAAUGACGACGAAGACGACAAUGACGACUAUGGAAGCAGCAGGGCUGACAGCUGUGUCCGGGCAGUUGCGAUCAUCAGUGACACGAUGGGGGAGAUGCCGCAAGUGGAUGACGGGGAGAUUGGGGUUGGAACGAAAAAGGGGUUUGUCAUCUCGCCCCCUUCAACGAUCGGUGAGGACGAUGACGGCGACGACGGAGUCCACGACCAAGGGAGCAGCGGGGUAGGAAGUGACAGCCAGGCGGCUGAGAUUAUCAUCACCGCGAUGGGAGGGAUGUUGCAAGUGGACGUGGUAGGAUAUGCGGUUGAUACAGAGAAGUGGUUUACUGCUUUCCCCCCCUUCAACCUUCAUACGGAGUUCCUCCUCGUGGUUUGGCGGAGGAUAGGAGUAGGAUAGCUGGGGGUGAUUGAUGUUGCCCGGCGUGCAAUACCAAUCAUCAACGGGGGGCUGAUGGUCUUGUUGGGUGGUGGUGGGAUAUUUAGUGACGAGUUAGCAGGAUGUCAAUCCUUCCCUGCGCAAGGAAGUAAUCAACGCCCCCUGACAGU
Chara braunii is the source of this 1296-nucleotide messenger RNA. The record is from the annotation of a GenBank genome assembly. Lineage: Eukaryota; Viridiplantae; Streptophyta; Charophyceae; Charales; Characeae.